Messenger RNA from Cottoperca gobio, 4415 nucleotides. Its product is annotated as RING finger protein 145. Gene Ontology annotation, cellular component: endomembrane system. The transcript is spliced from 11 exons. Gene Ontology annotation, molecular function: ubiquitin protein ligase activity; zinc ion binding. The record is from RefSeq and is a predicted model, not a curated record. Gene Ontology annotation, biological process: ERAD pathway; proteasome-mediated ubiquitin-dependent protein catabolic process. Bases 385 to 2757 code for a protein of 790 amino acids. Lineage: Eukaryota; Metazoa; Chordata; Actinopteri; Perciformes; Bovichtidae.
GACGUGUACACGGGAAAUGGCCACGCAAGCGAGUGGAAUCAUAACAUUGCAUUUGAAGUCUCUUUCUUAUCCUCUUAACGUCUAAGUGCUGCUAUUUAAUUAAACAUUUUCCAUGGUGGCUGUUUCCAACUAUCUUUGACAAGCGGAAGUCACACAGGAAAGUGAAAUAUGUUGUGUGUGGAGCUGCUGUGAAAUGAAAACAUGCUGCUGGUCGCUGUGAAAGCUAACCGACAGCAGCAACAACUAGCUAGCAAACUGGCUGUUCGGCUGUGAUGUCUGUCACCGUGCAAAAUGACAAGAAGACGAGCAAAGCAGUGAGCUAGCAGCAUGUGACACAGACAAGCCCUCUGCUCCUCACACCCCCAAAGAAAGUAGGUUUUAAAGAUGCCUCGUCUGGAAGAGCUGGCCAACGUGGCCCUCAGGGUGCCGAGCAUACUGGUGCUGGACCUGCUGUAUAAAUGUGACAUCGAAGGUUUGACGGAGCACCUCAAGGCCAAAAAUGAAGACAUGCUGUUCAAAUACAAAUAUGUCAUCUGGAACAUGUACUACAUCGGUCAUCUGAUCAACGUGGUGGUGUUGGUUCUGCCACUGAGACACAUUGUGACGCUCUACCUCCACAUCCUCGCCUCCCUCCUCCUCUACAUGGGGCAUCAGAUUUCCAAGGAUUACGUCCGUGACGAGCUGCAGUACGGGGAUGAAGGAGCGGUGUACCGGGAUUCUCUGGCCUUCAACAGAUUUGUCUCUGCAAUGACGAGCCAGAUUAUUCUCAGCACGCUGUGUGCCUUCCUCAUGAAGACGAGGAAGGUGUGGUUGUUCUCUGCUCACAUGCUCCCCCUGCUGGCCCGACUCUGCGCCGCUCGUCACGCCACGCUGUUAACCGUCAACACGCUCUCCAUGGGACUGACCGGAGCGGGGAUCACCGUGUUCCUCCUCUCGCAUCUCUUUGUGCCGUAUCGCCUCGCGAAGGCUGCGUAUUCAGAGCUGCUGCAGCUGGAGGUGAUCGAGCUGUACAGACUUCUGGCUGUGGGAAUCUCUCUGUGGAACCAGUUUGCCGUCCCCGUGCUCUUCAGCGUCUUCUGGUUUGUUCUCUUCGUCGUCCAGCUGUGUUCAGACACCAUGUCAGCCAAAGCCUCCGCAGCAGGACAUCAGGGAAUCCUGUUCUUCCUGCUCACAAGCGUCUCUGACUGUUGUGCCACACCGUACUCUCUUCUGGGUCUGACCUUCGUGGUGUCCUAUCUCGCCCUCGGGCUGCUCAACCUAUGCAAGUUCUUCCUGGGAGGUCACACAGCCGUUCAGAAUGAGAACGUCAUGCACAGAGGUGUGACUGAGGGCGUCACUCUGCUCCUGCUCGCUCUCCAGACGGGCCUGUUGGAUAUGCAGGCACUGCAGCGCACCUUCCUCCUCAGCAUCAUCCUCUUCAUCGUGGUCACUUCCACCCUGCAGUCGAUGAUCGAAAUAACAGAUCCAGUUAUUCUCGCACUGGGAGCGUCCCGCAACAGGAGUGUGUGGAAACACUUCCGUGGCCUCAGCAUGUGUCUGCUUCUGCUGGUUUUCCCCGUCUAUAUGGCUUUUAAAAUCUCCCAGUUCUUCCACAUGGACUUCUGGCUCCUUAUACUGGUGUCUAGCUGCAUGCUGACUUCUCUUCAGGUUACAGGCACCAUGCUGAUCUACUCCCUCUUCAUGGUGGAGCUGUUCCGCAGCGACCCGAUCGAGAGCCUGGACGAGGUGAUCUACUGGGUGAACGCCGUCAGCCGGGUGCUGGAGUUCGUGGUGGCGCUCUGCGUGGUGGCGUACGGCACCUGGGAGUCGCUGUUUGGCGAGUGGAGCUGGAUGGGCGCCUCCGUCAUCAUCAUCCACUCCUACUUCAACGUUUGGCUCAGAGCUCAGUCCGGCUGGAGGAGCUUCCUGCUCAGACAGGAAGCGGCGAAGAAGAUCAACUCCCUCCCCAGAGCCACGGCUCAACAGCUGCAGCAGCACAACGACGUCUGCUCCAUCUGCUUCCAGGAAAUGAGCUCUGCUGUGAUCACGUACUGCGGACAUUUCUUCCACGGCAACUGCCUCCGCAAGUGGCUGUAUGUGCAGGAGACGUGCCCCAUGUGCCACCAGACGGUCCGACCCACCUCGACGGGUCCGGAGGCUUCGGGCGACGCUCCGGCUGCUCCGACGCGGCGAGACGAAGGUCCCGAUCCGGCUGCGCAACAAGAGGGAGAUCCGAACCGGGACAACGGCUCAUCCCAAGAGACGCAGGGCGACGCUGUAACUCCUGAUCCCGCAGAGCAGCGGGAGGAGACUGAACGCUUUGAGGAUGGAGCGAGAGAAGAUGAAGACGAACCAGAAACUCACGAGGACGCUGUCCAAGGUCUUCGUUUCAGCUCCAGUGGAGACUUUGUUGGAUUCGUCAGCCCCUGCUCUUCAGGGGACAAUUCAACAUCCCAUAAAACCUCUCCUCCUAACCCGCACGGCGAAGGCGAGGAGGUUGUCGAGGACUCGCCGCUGCCGUCGGCUCUUAGCGAGUUCACGGUGGAGCGGCAAUCUGACUCUAAUGGAGCAGAACUUGAAGACGGCCGUACCGUCUGUCCGACAAACUGCGAUGUUUCUAAACGUGACGGCUGUGAAGGGACGCCUGGAUCACGGGACAGCUAUGAGGCGUCCGGUGUCGAAUCACGUGAUAUAAACUCAGAACUGUCGGACUGCGUCGACAAUCCUCAAAGUGGUAAAGAGACCGUCUCUCGCACAGACUCGGAGGACCGUGACUGACUGCAUCAGUGCCUUGGAGGACGUAGAGAAACACUUUGCCUUCUUUUAUCAGACAUAAUGAAUGUUUAGCAAACGGCGAGCGUCUGGUUGAACACCGGCUCCGUGCAGAAAGACUUUAUAAUAACCAGCGUUAAUAAACGGUACAUCUAUAGUUCAAUAACCGCUAUAAUAAUGCAAAUUAAUAAUAUUUACUCAUUAUUAGUAAUGCCAUAUUUAAGUUAUUUGAACAGUUUAUUGUUGCACACAUAACUUUAUAUAUUAAGUGUUUGUUAAUGAUUACAUCGUAGAGAUGAACCAGAUAUUUAUAUUAUAUAUUCAAUUAUAAAUGUGCAACUGAUGAUUAGAAUAUCUUGUUAAAUGGUUAAUAAAUACUUAAUUAUAAGCAUUAUUUAGAUGUAUAGGUAAUAAUUGGUUUCUGUACCAUCUACUAUAAUGUUUAUAGAUGUUUUACAAAUAGUUUGGUAAUAAUUAACAAAUACUUAGUAUAGUAUAUAAGAUGAUAUAUUGUGUGCAAUUAAUAAAUAGUUUAGAAUGUAAUUAUCGUCCUUUAUCAGCUAAUAUACUAUAAUUUAUAAUAAUCACACAAACUUAUGAUAGAAUAACAUGAAUUAUAGCAUUACUAAUUAAUAAUAUUAAUAAUAGUAAAUGUUAAUAUUGUUUAACAGCUAAAUAAGCGUUAAGUUUAAUUAAUGAUGACUUUAUUUAUGAUGGUUAUAAUAAAGUUUUACCUGCAGAAGUGGCUCAAAUUUGAUGGUUUUUUUGCGCAUAUUUGACUCAAAUCUGUUUGUUUUUCUUUUAAAUUCUGAUUUGGGCCACUUUCAUAUGUGUUUGUAGAUCUUUUUGCGAGGCGAUGUCUUAAUCAUAUAUAUAUUCAUGCAACGUUUUACAUUCAGGAUCGUGAAAACAGACAAACAAACAAAUGUUGAGCAUGAAGGCGUGUGAACGCGGCCGUUAUGAGACUGAAUUAUGUUGCGUUAAAACCUCUUAUUGUACAACUGUAAAGAAAUUGUAAAAAUAAAUAUAUAAUUCAUAGACAUGUCUAUAAAGCAAUUAUCUUGCAUCAAUAUUUACCAAAUUCUAGCAGGUUACAAGUAAUUAUGUUGACUUUUUAGUUAAAUUGCAUUUUCCUCUGCCGUGUUUCCUGUACGUCUCAUGUGUGGCAAGAGGAAACGUUUCAGCAUCUUUCAUGCAUCCGCCUUUUGCACUUCAGAAGGUUCUUGUCUCUCAGUAUUCAAUUAAAUGUAAACUUUUUUUACUGUAGUUUCUAUAUUAAUGAAUUACAACCGCUGACAUCGUGUGCCAGCUUCAUGAAGUCUCAACAGAAAGAGUCCAGAUGAACCUUUCGUCUGAAAUGUUGAUUCGAAGAUAAUAAAGUUUUCUGCAUCACUGUUUUAUUUCACAGGCAUCUCAGUAUAAUCAUCCUGAAGGGUAAAACAUUUAUCUGUUAUGUUUUUAUUCCCGAACACACAGCUACUUACAUACUAAGGUUGUUUUUUAUAUAUCUUUGCUGAUUUUUGUAGUUUUCUCUGAAAAAAAUGCAAAGAAUGUCGAAUUUUAACAUGUAAAUUUAAUCAAAAAUUAAAUAAAAAUAAAAGACAAAUCGCUCUGCCAACUUUGACUGAAACUGAAAUAUUUAUAAAUAAUGUGACCCAUAUCAU